UGUUGCAUAAUAAUAAUUUGUUUUAAUAAAAUUUAUUUUAAGUAGUUUUUAUUACACAUUUAAGAGCUGCAGUGUAUGUACAAAGGAAAUGGUGUUUUGCCAGUGGAUGUUACUUCUCAUCUGUUUUAUCUCUAGUACUACUUCUUAUGUCCAUAUAAAGGGUUUUUUUCUUAGUGCUUUCUAAAAUAUGAUUAAAAAUAUCAUUAAAGGGAUUAAAACUAGUUGGUUAUUUAUUUUAGGAACACUGACAAGAUGUUUUAAAAAUUGUCUUUAUAUAUACUUGUUAAUAACUUUCAAUAACUGCAAGACAAUAGUGCAGUUUUUCAAAGACUUAAGAUAGGGCUAGCGUUUUCUAUCUAUAUUUGAGACAGAGAAAAACUUGGUAAUUUCAAAUUCUUUCAAAGUUGUUACAGUACAAUGUUAUUUUUAAAUAGACAGAGGGAAAAAUGCAGGAGAAGGCUCAGGACAAGCUGUACUGAUUUUCUGAGCCACAGAAAAAUGUAAUUUAAACUUUGCAUUUAGACAGCUGUUCAAAAACGUUGGUUCAAUUUGAUUUCUCCCAGUCAUUGCGAGCUUUCAUAUUUUGCCUGGAGGAAAAGUAAAAUCUCAUAUUUAGAAUGUAAGGCUUGGAUUCUGUUAAGUUUCAUCAGCACUGAUUUGUCACACAUCUUUCGACAUCUAUCUUUCUCUUUGUGAUCAAAUCUCUGUGCAAAAUGCAUAAAGUUGGGGUGAGGAGGACAAUAACUAUAAUAUGGUAAACUAGCUAGCACUUUUUGAAGUUUUAUGAAUGAUUUUUUCCUGUGAAGGUGCUUGGACUUCCUGGGAGCUGUCAUUUUCUGGGAGCACAUGUGGUUUCUAAGACAAUGCAUAGUGAACAAACCAGGACAGGCUAUAGUGUAUGGUAAUUAUAAAAAGAGAAUCUCCAAAUAUUUCUGUACCUCUGAUGGAAAAGUAUGAAAAACCCUGAUCUGAUUAUAUUGUGCAAGGUGUUUCAGGGCAGUUUUCUCUAAGUUGCUAUAUGGAUAUUCAGCAGGAAUGCUUUCAUGUGUACAGAAGGCAAAAAUGUACCUGAGAUUCUGGCACUGCCCUUGUUUUCCAAAAAUAUGCAAAAUCACUAACAUUGAAGAAGUCUAACAGGAGAUCAGUAACAAACUGAAACAAACAUCUUGGUUACACAUGUGUGUAUAGGCAUUAUGAAGACAUGUUGAGAUUGUUUCCUACUACUGCAGUAAUGUCUUAUCAAGAAAUCAUGUAGGUGUUGUAUAAUAAGUUGCCUUUUUCAGUGUUGUCCUUCCCCUCCACCCUUCUGUUUCAGUUCACGUGACAGGACUUUGUACUCAUUUACUGAUAGUAAGUGCACAGCCAUGUUGUCUGAAAAUUAGAAUCAGAAACUGAAACAAUUCCGUGCUGCAAGGGUGCUCUCCAGGUGGAUUUUGGUAAGUGCAGACCUGUGUUAAAGCCUGUCAGACCAGCAGCCGAGGCUGCUUUAACACGGGGAGAGCCAGAGUCACCAAUAGGGAGCAGCGUGUACUGCUGGGAGGUGGAAGAGCCUGUGCUGUGAGGAAGGAAGUCAUGGAGGAGACAGAGAGACGCAGCAGCAUCCAGAGUAGUGAUUAAUGCUGGAGUGGCAGUGGGAAUAGCAGUUCCUGGGCAAGCAGAAUUGGAGGAGUUGAGCCUCUGCAUCCAGAAGGAAGAAGAUGGGACCCCUUUUACUUCUAAUGAUUUGUCAGUGUGCCAUAAAUAGUGUCAAAAUGCAGAGUGUUUCAAAUCCCAAUAUCAUUUUACUGAUGGCUGAUGAUCUCGGUAUUGGAGACCUGGGAUGUUAUGGGAACAAAACCUUAAGAACUCCUAAUAUUGACAGGCUAGCAGAGGAAGGAGUGACACUUACUCAGCAUAUAGCAGCAGCCCCACUUUGUACUCCAAGCAGGGCAGCUUUCCUGACAGGGAGAUAUCCUAUAAGAUCAGGAAUGGCUGCCUUCUCACGAGUUGGUGUCUUCUUAUUUUCUGCCUCUUCUGGGGGACUUCCUUCUGAAGAAAUAACUUUUUCCAAGCUCCUGAAACAGAAAGGUUACGCAACCGCUCUAAUAGGAAAGUGGCAUCUUGGGAUGAACUGUGAAAGCAGUAAUGACUUCUGUCACCACCCCCUCAGUCAUGGAUUUGAUUACUUUUAUGGGCUCACCGUGACCAAUUUUAGAGACUGCAAACCUGGCCAAGGCAGCGUAUUUUUAAAAGGGGUUCAGAAAGCCCUUGUCAUCCCAAUCCAAAUUGCUGGCAUCACCCUUGUCUCUUUGGCAAUAGUGCAGUACAUCCUUAAUGUACCUUUCCAAGCAUUCGGUUACUGCUUGUUAAUAAUCACAAUUUCACUUGUGGUUUUGAUAUUUUUCUUCUAUAAUUUUCGACACUUAAACUGCUUCUUAAUGAGGAAUCAUCAGAUUAUCCAGCAACCACUGUCCUAUGAGAACCUUACUCAGAGGCUGACAAAGGAAGCCAUGCAGUUUAUUGGAAGGAACAUUGAUGCACCCUUUCUGCUUGUCUUGUCUUAUCUUCAUGUCCACACUGCUCUAUAUGCUUCAGAAAAUUUCAGAGGAAAGAGCAAGCAUGGCUUAUAUGGUGAUGCAGUGGAGGAAAUGGACUGGAGUGUAGGACAAGUUCUGGAUGUGCUGGAAAAACACAAUCUGAGUGACAAAACUCUUGUAUACUUUACAUCUGACCAAGGGGCUCAUGUUGAAGAAAUUUCUAGUGCUGGAGAAGUCCAUGGAGGAUACAAUGGCAUAUAUAAAGGUGGAAAAUCAACAAACUGGGAAGGAGGUAUUCGUGUGCCAGGCCUUCUCCGUUGGCCUGGAGUGAUACAGGCUGGUACCUAUACUGAUGAGCCAACAAGUAACAUGGAUAUAUUUCCUACCAUAGUCAAACUUGCGGAGGCACAGUUACCCUCUGACAGAAUUAUUGAUGGACAUGAUCUACUGCCCUUACUUCAAGGAAAAGUUACUCGAUCUAAGCAUGAAUUUCUCUUCCAUUACUGUAAUGCAUAUUUAAAUGCAGUGCGCUGGCAUCCAGGAAACAGUGAAUCUGUCUGGAAAGUCUUCUUCUUCACUCCAAACUUCAGUCCUGAGGACUCCAAUGGUUGCUAUGAUUCUCAUGUUUGCUUCUGCCACGGAGGAUUCAUUACACAACAUGAUCCUCCGCUGCUCUUCGAUCUGUCCAGAGACCCUGAAGAGAAAGUCCCUCUGACUCCAGAAACUGAGAGCCGUUUCUACGAAAUUCUCAGGGUCAUACACCAAGCAGUAGACAAUCACACCAGAUCCUUGCAGGCUGUUCCUAACCAGCUGUCAUGGGACAAUCUUCUCUGGAAGCCGUGGCUCCAGCUCUGCUGCUCAUCUCUCUUUCAGUCUUGCUAUUGUGACUAUGACUCAGGAGGGAGUCCACUGGAAGUGCAUUCAGGAUAAACAAGCUGUAAUUCACUGUCAAAACCCAGAAGAGUAGAGUGGGGGUAUCUGACUUGAACCUCUGUGGUACUUGCCUUCAGAAGGUUUUGUUGUAUCAGAAUGAGAACUUAUCUUCAAAGACACAUUGCAGAAGAAAAUUUCGGUCAAGAAAAUGUACCAAGAAAGGGAGGGUGAGACACACCUUUUCUGCCUUUAUCAUACAGUAUGAAGAACGUGUUGCCAUCCUCAGCUACAGAUGAGUAGAUUGUAGGCGUUUUCUAUGUGAGAUAAUUUUCUAGACCUUCAUCUUUUUUCUUACACAGCAAAGAAUUUACCUAUAGUUUCUGUCAAUCACAACUACUAAAUGCACACUUUCCUGUCCUUUUUGCUAAGUGUUAUCCACCAUUAGUAGGACAUAGCACUGAGUAAUUAAAAAUAGAUAAUAGUGGAGAGGUCCACCUAUGACUGUCAUUUGGUAUCUGAUAGAUAGGUUAAGAGCAGACUUGCAACAGCAUCUCUAUCAACAAGCAUCACAGAUAUGAAAAAAUUAAGAGAUUGCCAACAGUUUUACUUUGUAUGUUCCAGAAAAAUGUACAGAGCUAUGUGGUGGAAGUCAUUGGGUCCAUAUUAAAAUGAUGCUCCCCAGCAUCCCCUCUGUCCUAUUGUAUUUUAGCAACCUUUGUUUCAAAAGGACACCACUCCAUCAGUUCUGCACUUGAGUGUGUACCAUAAGUGUCCAUACAUAUAUAUAUAUAUGUGCACAAACCAAAUGGAUAACCCACAAAUCCUUCAAUCCCUGAUAUAGGCACACCUUUAUGGUUAUAGCCCAACUGAUAAAAUAAAAGGUUGGAUCCACACUUGAUAUUUGAGUUCCAAAUACACGAUACUACAAAUAUAUCUCUCACUGUUUACCAUACCUAUUCUUCCAUUGAUGAAUGUAAUCACAAAUAAAUAAAAUUUGGUCUUCCUUUAAA
Myiozetetes cayanensis is the source of this 4399-nucleotide messenger RNA. It is a transcript of the gene STS, whose product is annotated as steroid sulfatase. Gene Ontology annotation, molecular function: arylsulfatase activity. Bases 1698 to 3446 code for a protein of 582 amino acids. The record is from RefSeq and is a predicted model, not a curated record. The transcript is spliced from 11 exons. NCBI's taxonomy places the organism in Eukaryota, Metazoa, Chordata, Aves, Passeriformes, Tyrannidae.